Messenger RNA from Notechis scutatus (mainland tiger snake), 2070 nucleotides. Its product is annotated as alpha-galactosidase MYORG-like. Lineage: Eukaryota; Metazoa; Chordata; Lepidosauria; Squamata; Elapidae. The record is from RefSeq and is a predicted model, not a curated record. Gene Ontology annotation, molecular function: hydrolase activity, hydrolyzing O-glycosyl compounds. Gene Ontology annotation, biological process: carbohydrate metabolic process; skeletal muscle fiber development.
AUGCAGACUCGGCCCGUCCAUCGUCGAGGGAAAGGCGGACAGCUGCAGAAGGAGCAGGAACCCGGUCAGAUGCCUCCAGCAUCCUCACCGUUCCGUCGUGUGGCGUGUCCCUUGUUCAUCGUGGGCUUACUUCUAAUAGCGGUAGCAUUUGGGUGUUCCUGUGUCUUUCUCUUCCAGGCGACAGAGAGAAUGGAGAUGGAAAAGUUGGAAUUGCAAAAGGAUGGCUUCACCAUCAAGAACGGGGAUGGAGACGUCCUCUUCAGGUUGACCUUUCGAUCCGGUGCCCUGGAUCUGGAGUCUUGCUCCCAGGACACAGCCACGUUGGCUUGUUCCAGGACAGAUAAAAGAAAGAUCCGUUUCCUGAUCAGAGCAAUUCAACCGAAGAGGACCGUGAGCUGCUACUCCAUCACCUGGGAAGAGUUUCUAGCGGACACGACGGUGGACCACAAAAUGUUCUGGGGAGAUGCCUCCUGGUAUGGAGGCUAUGAGAUGAGUGUCCAGCAUUGGCCGAUCAAGCUUCCAGGAUACCAGGAACCCAUGCCGUAUGUGACCAGCGACGUCUAUUCUUUUCGGAACAACUUCGGAGGUGUCCUGGAGAGAUAUUGGUUGUCCUCCAAAGCAGUAGCUAUCAAGAUCAACGACUCGGUUCCUUUCCACCUCGGCUUCAACGCCACGGAACCCUCUCUUGUUUUCCAAGCCAAGUACAAAGAUUCUCCCUAUGGUUCCUUGCUGGAGAAUCAAGCUUUCCCAAGGUUAUGUUACCAUAUCUGCACGGCUCCAGACAUGACUUCCACUCAUAAAUACAUGUCGCAGAAUUAUUUCAGGAGACCUUCUAAAGUUCCUUCAGAACAGAUGUUCAGGUUUCCUGUCUGGUCCACCUGGGCCCUUUACAAAAAGGAGAUCGAUCAAAAGAAAAUUCAGGAAUUCGCCCGAAUGAUCCUGAAACACGGAUUUAAAGCCAGCCAUAUUGAAAUCGACGAUAUGUACACGCAGAAUUACGGUGACUUUGACUUCGACGUCUUGAAGUUUCCUCGUGCAGAAGAGAUGUUUGAAAAGCUCAAGAAGGACGGGUUUAAUGUUACGGUGUGGAUCCACCCGUUUGUCCACGAGAAAUCACCAAACUUUAAGGAAGGAAUCGAGAAACGUUUUUUUGUCAUGCAACGAAACGAGACAUCCCCUGCCAUGGUGAAAUGGUGGAAUGGAAUUGGCGCCAUUUUGGAUUUCACUAACCCUUCAGUCAGAGAUUGGUUUCACAGCCACUUAAAGGAACUUGGCUUAAAAUAUGGCAUAUCCUCCUUCAAGUUUGAUGCUGGGGAGACAUGCUACCUUCCCAAAGGGUUCACCACCUUCUUCCAACCUCUUCUGGACCCCAGCACCUGGUCCAAGUAUUAUGCAGAAAUGGCCAGCCCCUUUUAUGAACUUGCAGAAGUUCGCGUGGGUUACCAGACCCAGCACAUCUCGUGUUUCAUUCGUAUUAUUGACAGGGAUUCAAUUUGGGGAUACGAGCUUGGGCUAAAAUCCAUAAUUCCCACAGUCCUAAGUAUUGGCCUUCUGGGAUACCAUUUCAUCCUACCGGAUAUGAUCGGUGGAAAUUUUAUUCCAGAUAAAACUGACGGCGCUAUGGAAAUCCCGGACCGGGAACUCUACAUCCAUUGGCUGGAGUUAUCCGCCUUCAUGCCCUCCAUGCAGUUCUCCAUCCCGCCUUGGCUCUACGAUAAGGAGGUCAUCGAAAUCGCCCUGAAGUUCACCAAGCUUCACGAGUCCUUGGUGGCCCCUCUCUUGCUGGAACUGGCCGGGGAGAUCACGACCACAGGGGAUCCCAUCAUACGGCCUAUCUGGUGGAUCGCUCCUGGGGAUGAAUCUGCCCACAAGAUCGAUUCCCAGUUUCUCAUCGGAGACACCUUGAUGGUGGCUCCGGUCUUGGAGAUGGGGAAACAGGAACGAGACAUCUACAUCCCGGCGGGCAAAUGGCGGAGUUAUAAAGGAGAGUUGUUUGAGAAGACUCCCACUUUGAUCACAGACUACCCCGUGGAUCUGGAUGAGGUGGCUUAUUUCUUUUCAGUUUCUUAA